This is a messenger RNA of Galeopterus variegatus (Sunda flying lemur), 1477 nucleotides long. RefSeq names its product actin related protein 2/3 complex, subunit 4, 20kDa (gene ARPC4). The transcript has 6 exons. Lineage: Eukaryota; Metazoa; Chordata; Mammalia; Dermoptera; Cynocephalidae. Gene Ontology annotation, cellular component: Arp2/3 protein complex; actin cytoskeleton. Gene Ontology annotation, molecular function: actin filament binding. Gene Ontology annotation, biological process: actin filament polymerization; Arp2/3 complex-mediated actin nucleation. The coding region runs from base 101 to 607 and encodes 168 amino acids. The record is from RefSeq and is a predicted model, not a curated record.
AAGUCUGGGCGGAGACUGCGGCUGCGCUUCUCGAGAAAGGACAGGCGUCGAGAGCUGGCCACUUCCGCACUUCCGCUUUCCGGCCCAGCCAGCGCCCGCGAUGACUGCCACUCUCCGCCCCUACCUGAGUGCCGUGCGGGCCACACUGCAGGCUGCCCUCUGCCUGGAGAACUUCUCCUCCCAGGUCGUUGAACGACACAACAAGCCGGAGGUGGAAGUCAGGAGUAGCAAAGAGCUCCUGCUACAGCCCGUGACCAUCAGCAGGAAUGAGAAAGAAAAGGUUCUGAUUGAGGGCUCCAUCAACUCUGUCCGGGUCAGCAUUGCUGUGAAACAGGCUGAUGAGAUCGAGAAGAUUUUAUGUCACAAGUUUAUGCGCUUCAUGAUGAUGCGAGCAGAGAACUUCUUUAUUCUUCGAAGGAAACCAGUGGAGGGGUAUGACAUCAGUUUUCUGAUCACCAACUUCCACACAGAGCAGAUGUACAAACACAAGUUGGUGGACUUUGUGAUCCACUUCAUGGAGGAGAUUGACAAGGAGAUCAGCGAGAUGAAGCUGUCGGUCAAUGCCCGUGCACGCAUUGUGGCUGAGGAGUUCCUCAAGAAUUUUUAAACCGUUUGGCUGGAUCUUGUGGCCUUCCCCCUCGGACACCCCGUGUCUCUGCAAAGGCAUCCUGGAGCCACUCCGCACAGCAUCAGCAGCAGUGGGGAGCUGGGUCGGGGUGGGCAUUAGAUGCGGGAGGGGGGUGGUGUGCUUGCUAGCUGGGCAAGAAAGCAGCAUGGACCUGCCCCAAGGCCACAUGUGCCUGGUCAGGCUGGCUUCUGAUGUUCAGUCCCCUGGGCUGGGACAGAUUUUUUUUUAACGUCUUGAACCUUCAACUCUGUGCUUGUAGGAGACUGUAACCUUUCUGUCUUUUUUUUUUUUUUUUUUUUUUUUUUUGGUAAACAAACAACCUCCACCUCCAGUGGCUGUGACUAGUCCCAGUGAUUGUACCUUAUUGGUCGCUGUGGGUCUGGGCGGGCCUGGAGCCAGAAGGCGACUACCUUUUCUCCCCUGUGCCACUCCGGGUGGGGAGGGAGGGAGGUUUCAGAUUCCAGUUCCUCUCCGUUGCCCUCUAUUCCCAAGCCUCCUUGGGCCCAGCAGAAGUGGUGGGGACCAGCUUCUUGACCUCUGCCUGAAGAUGGCCACUCAGCAGUGGUUGGGGACAAGGGCUGUAUUGGUGACCAGCAGCCAUGCAUAAGAGCUGGGGCCCAAAAGCCAGGCAACCUCUGGCUACAGAGGCCAUUUGGUGCCCUUCCAGCUGAGACGGGCCACUGUUUCGCCUUUUCUGUCAGUGCAGUGCCUGUGCUAGAGGUGGAGAGGUGAGUCCUCCUCCUGCCUGCUCUGGCUCCCUUUCUCCCAUGCUCGCUGUCCCUUUUCUGAUUCUGGUGAAUCCUCCCUCCCUUAAUUAAAGUCUCUUCUUGCCCCUUUGGGGCUGCAUGA